Molecule: messenger RNA, 605 nt
Organism: Scaptodrosophila lebanonensis
Lineage: Eukaryota; Metazoa; Arthropoda; Insecta; Diptera; Drosophilidae
Exons: 2
Coding region: 1-477 (158 amino acids)
Source: RefSeq, a predicted model, not a curated record
AUGGAGACGCACAGCCAAACACAGACGCUUCAGAUAAAACUACUGCCGGCCAAAACGGCCGAGGAACGGGCGCGCAAUAUCAUAGCCAAUGUGGUGGUGGAGGGCCAGCAGGCGGCGCUGGUACCCUAUAUUGAUGAGCAAUUCAAUGGGAUCGAGAAAAUCACAUUGCUGACCUCGACGUCAUCAGCCGUGGCGCCACCGCCCAAGGAACAGCCACGUCUACGCUACUAUGCCGUUGGCCCUUCCACCUACAAGGUGCUCUGUCCUCUCUGCAAGAAGCAGAGCAAUGCAGCAGUGAUGCGUGCCGCAGGCUGCAAGGACGCCAGCUGCUGUCUUAGUUUGCUGUCCUGCAUUUUUCCGCUCUUCUGGAUCUGCUGUAUUUGUACGUGGUGCGGCUGUAAUCGUGAGUGGACCACAAAGGGCGUCUAUUGCAGUCGCUGUGGCGGCAAGCUGGGCAUGCAGCGCAAGGCCAAAUAAUUGGGCGUGCAUUCCAAUCACCGAAAUGAAAAUUAAAUGAAGCCAAACAUAUUUGUUAAAAUUCUAUUACGUAUUCUAUUGCUUCUGCCUAACUCAAUUAAAUACGCACAUUAACGCCUGACCCCCAA